Messenger RNA from Cryptosporidium ubiquitum, 2085 nucleotides. RefSeq lists its product as uncharacterized. Lineage: Eukaryota; Apicomplexa; Conoidasida; Eucoccidiorida; Cryptosporidiidae. Bases 1 to 2085 code for a protein of 694 amino acids. The transcript has a single exon. The record is from RefSeq and is a predicted model, not a curated record.
AUGUACGGUUCUAUAAGGAGAAUGCUAACUCUGGAUGAUCCGAAAAAUGGUGAAUUUAGUGAAGACGAAUUGAGAAAAAUUAGAUUAAAGCACAUCUUUUAUAUGUUCAUUUUUACAAUACUUUAUGUAUCUUGUUUCUUGAUGGAACAUAGCUAUAAUAAAAGUGCACCAAUAUCCAAUCAGAUAAGAUCAAAGUUAUUUGCAUCUACAUCUGAACAGUUGAAUAGAAUUCAAGACCAAUUGGGAACGCCGGAAUUAGAAUCUAUUAUAUCGGGUUCUACAGUUUCAGACAUAUUAAAUUUGCUUCAAGCAUCUUGUAAAUCUAAAUCUUUAAUUGAAGAUGGAAUGACUGAGUUUUUCAACUGUGAUAUAAUUAGAAUAGAUUGGAAGAAAACUCACCCAAACCCUUCUCAUCCUGAAUUGCCUUGCGACAAUUCCUCUCUUGAGAAGUAUGUUGAAGAAGGUGAUAAUACCCCAUUAGGUGAAUUUCCACCUGCCAUAAAAAAAUAUUAUGAUACUAAUAAAGUACCAUUGGAUCAACAAUCAAAACCGAUCUUUCAUAUGUAUCAUGAUUCAAAGCUAUUACUUCCUCUGUUUUCUAAUUCCCCAGACCACAAUUUGGGCCCAAUUCCUUCAAUUCAUGAAAAGCUCAAUUUAAUAGGUAAGAAAAUUUUUAAGGAAGAAUUAGAAAAAAAUCCUAGUGGGAUGGAUUCUAAUAUUUUUAAUGACAGAAAAAUUGUACAGUCUAGUGAAAUAAGUGAGAAAUAUAAACGAAAUGCUGCUAUGGGAAAAGUUAUUAAUGAAAUGAAUUCAAAACAAACUAGUACUAAAUUAGUAAUUGAUAGGAAUCAUCAUUGGGAUUUACUAUUUAAAUGCGACCCCGAAUGGGUCGCAGUUGUUUUUGAGGUAUCCGCAGUUCAAAAAGAAAAAUAUCCACUUUGGUGGAAAACAAAGCUUCAAUUUACACGUAACUCUCCAUAUUUAAAUCAUUACUUUCCAGAAAUAGAAAUAACAACAGGUUUGGCAUAUAAAAGACACCAUCCUAUUUCAAUAUUGUUACCAGUUGUAACAUUAUUAUUAUUUUCAUGGCUUUUAUUUCCUGGUGCACUUUCAAGCGUACUAAUGUUUCCUUAUAAUGUAUAUAGGUUAACUUCAAAAAAUGGUAAAUUUAGAGAUAUCAUUGGCCACUUUAUAGAUCCAUUUGGAAAUCGAAUUUACACUUUAAGCUGGUUUCAAAUAUUACUAGAAAAUACUAUAGGAAUACUAAUUACUUUAGGAUUCAUAUUUUCUAGUUUGGCCAUUCAUUUCGGCUCUGAACUUUGUAUUGAGACAGUGUAUAAGAAAUGCAUCGAUCCUCAUUUAUUUUGGUCUGAAACUCUUCAUUUAACUGGUGCGGAGUAUUAUGGUCAAGUACUUUUCAGUUUAUGGCUUAAGACUAAACUACAUGCGAUUGCAGUUUUGUUGUUAUUUAUAAGGCUAUUAGAGAUCUCACUCUUUUCUAACAACACAAGUUUUUUAAUUAUGACAUUUAUUUUCGCAUUUGUACCUUUCAUGCAUUUCACCGCAAUAUUCCUUAUUUUGUUAUUCGCAUUCUCAAUAAUAAUGCAUGCUAUGUAUGGAGCUAUUUAUAUUCAAUUUUCAACAAUUUCAAUAUCAUUUUACUCACUGUUCUUGUUUGCAUUUGGAAGUCCAUUUUCUGGAACAGAAGUUGGGAUAAAUGCGUAUUUUGAAAAAAGUGCAUACGGUGCAGCAGCAAUGUUAUUACUAUUUGAAAUCCUCUUUGUUACAAUUCUGCUCAAUAUGUUUACUACAAUUAUCAUGAAUUCUUACGCAAUAGCAACAAAGAACACUGAGAGUCCAAUGAGAAUGAAGAAAGUUACUGCAUCUCUAUGGUAUCAGGCAAAGCUUAUUUUUGGGUUUCACAAUGAACUGCAAGAGGAAUUAGAUACAAUUGAACGACUUGGAGCGCUUAUAAAGGAAAGUGAAGAGUCUGUAGUGUUAGAUAUGGCACUUCAUCUUCCACCAGUAAUAUCACCAACAAAUAACUCUGUAGAUAAUAAAACUCCACUUUUAAAAGCGAACUAA